GUGGUGGUGCACAAUAACAUGGUGCCGGUGCCCAUCGAGUGCUUCCAACCGCCCGACUCGGGCACCUGUAGCAAGGAUUUGGCGCGCGUUUACUACGAUCACGAGACCCGUACGUGUAAACCAUUUUCGUAUACCGGGUGCGGAGGGAAUGCCAACCGAUUUCAGAGUAUUAAGAACUGCUACCGUAUAUGCCAUCCCUAUAGAUACAAAAUCCGUCCAAAGGUGGCACACGGGAAGGGUAGUGGCAGACAGGCUCUCAAAAUACGACAAGUGCCCGCUCAGCACCAGUAUCAACCUCACGGGUCUGGCGGUGGCCACGAAGUGCACGGAUUUUCUGCUAUGUCCGGUAUGGGACAGGCAAAUGGCGUACAGGGAUAUGGCGCACAUGGCGGAUAUGGUUCCGGUGCUGGUUUUGGUUAUGGUGGCGGUGGUGGUUAUGGUGGCUAUGGCCAGGGACAGCAAUCGGGAAAUUAUUAUGGGAGUGGAUACCAGGGUCAGAUGCAGAAUUUUGGAGCGGAAGGUUACCAGUCUCAGAACUAUGGAGCUCAGAGUCAGGCGGCCAACUACGCGGCACAGGGAGCUCAGAGCCAAGCACAGGCGGCCAACUAUGCGGCACAGGGAGCUGGGAAUCAGGCGCAGGCAGCCGGCUUUGCAAACUUUGACGAUAUGACUAAUAAUAGGUUAGGACCUCCAGAUGGUGGUGACGAUACGGGCCAGAAAGCACCGGGCGAUCCCAAAAAAGGUAGUAUAUAUGAGAAGCAGGCAGUGAUGACACCCGAGGGGGCAAAGGUUAAGAACCAAUGGGUCGGCGACACUGAUACGAAAGGACUGCCUAACAAUUCUGGGAGUAUAUCAGUUUGA
This is a messenger RNA of Oppiella nova, 861 nucleotides long. The record is from the annotation of a GenBank genome assembly. Lineage: Eukaryota; Metazoa; Arthropoda; Arachnida; Sarcoptiformes; Oppiidae.